CUUCUUCCGCUCUGAGGCGCUACUGAGGCCGCGGAGCCGGACUGCGGUUGGGGCGGGAAGAGCCGGGGCCGUGGCUGACAUGGAGCAGGUGGGUCCCGGAGCGGUCGCUGGGAGCGGGUGGCGUGCGAGGGCCGUCUUCCGCCGGUCGAACCCGCUUCGCCGCCCGCUGUCCGUGCUGGGUUCCGUCCGACCCUUCCCACACCCGCUGCGUCUCAGGUUCCGCCCCCUUCCUCUGUCUGGCCUCGCGCCGCCCCGCGCGGGUUGGGGUCUCCAGCAAUGACUCUUGGCGACCCCGCCUAUCCUGGGGAGCCCGGGGAGGACGUUCGGGAUCUCCUUCCAAAGCCUCCGUCUUAACUGAGGGGAGAGGAGAGGCCCUGCUGCUGAGGCCGCGCCCUCCCCGCCCUGAGGUGGGGGCCCACCAGGAUGAGCAAGCUGCCCAGGGAGCUGACCCGAGACUUGGAGCGCAGCCUGCCUGCCGUGGCCUCCCUGGGCUCCUCACUGUCCCACAGCCAGAGCCUCUCCUCGCACCUCCUUCCGCCGCCUGAGAAGCGAAGGGCCAUCUCUGAUGUCCGCCGCACCUUCUGUCUCUUCGUCACCUUCGACCUGCUCUUCAUCUCCCUGCUCUGGAUCAUCGAACUGAAUACCAACACAGGCAUCCGUAAGAACUUGGAGCAGGAGAUCAUCCAGUACAACUUUAAAACUUCCUUCUUCGACAUCUUUGUCCUGGCCUUCUUCCGCUUCUCUGGACUGCUCCUAGGCUAUGCCGUGCUGCGGCUCCGGCACUGGUGGGUGAUUGCGGUCACGACGCUGGUGUCCAGUGCAUUCCUCAUUGUCAAGGUCAUCCUCUCUGAGCUGCUCAGCAAAGGGGCAUUUGGCUACCUGCUCCCCAUCGUCUCUUUUGUCCUCGCCUGGUUGGAGACCUGGUUCCUUGACUUCAAAGUCCUACCCCAGGAAGCUGAAGAGGAGCGAUGGUAUCUUGCCGCCCAGGUUGCUGUUGCCCGUGGACCCCUGCUGUUCUCCGGUGCUCUGUCCGAGGGACAGUUCUAUUCACCCCCAGAAUCCUUUGCAGGGUCUGACAAUGAAUCAGAUGAAGAAGUUGCUGGGAAGAAAAGUUUCUCUGCUCAGGAGCGGGAGUACAUCCGCCAGGGGAAGGAGGCCACGGCAGUGGUGGACCAGAUCUUGGCCCAGGAAGAGAACUGGAAGUUUGAGAAGAAUAAUGAAUAUGGGGACACCGUGUACACCAUUGAAGUUCCCUUUCACGGCAAGACGUUUAUCCUGAAGACCUUCCUGCCCUGUCCUGCGGAGCUCGUGUACCAGGAGGUGAUCCUGCAGCCCGAGAGGAUGGUGCUGUGGAACAAGACAGUGACUGCCUGCCAGAUCCUGCAGCGAGUGGAAGACAACACCCUCAUCUCCUAUGACGUGUCUGCAGGGGCUGCGGGCGGCGUGGUCUCCCCAAGGGACUUCGUGAAUGUCCGGCGCAUUGAGCGGCGCAGGGACCGAUACUUGUCAUCAGGGAUCGCCACCUCACACAGUGCCAAGCCCCCGACGCACAAAUAUGUCCGGGGAGAGAAUGGCCCUGGGGGCUUCAUCGUGCUCAAGUCGGCCAGUAACCCCCGUGUUUGCACCUUUGUCUGGAUUCUUAAUACAGAUCUCAAGGUGGGGUGCUGGGGGGCUGCCAGGGCCGCCUGCCCCGGUACCUCAUCCACCAGAGCCUCGCGGCCACCAUGUUUGAAUUUGCCUUUCACCUGCGACAGCGCAUCAGCGAGCUGGGGGCCCGGGCGUGACUGUGCCCCCUCCCACCCUGCGGGCCAGGGUCCUGUCGCCACCACUUCCAGAGCCAGAAAGGGUGCCAGUUGGGCUCGCACUGCCCACAUGGGACCUGGCCCCAGGCUGUCACCCUCCACCGAGCCACGCAGUGCCUGGAGUUGACUGACUGAGCAGGCUGUGGGGUGGAGCACUGGACUCCGGGGCCCCACUGGCUGGAGGAAGUGGGGUCUGGCCUGUUGAUGUUUACAUGGCGCCCUGCCUCCUGGAGGACCAGAUUGCUCUGCCCCACCUUGCCAGGGCAGGGUCUGGGCUGGGCACCUGACUUGGCUGGGGAGGACCAGGGCCCUGGGCAGGGCAGGGCAGCCUGUCACCCGUGUGAAGAUGAAGGGGCUCUUCAUCUGCCUGCGCUCUCGUCGGUUUUUUUAGGAUUAUUGAAAGAGUCUGGGACCCUUGUUGGGGAGUGGGUGGCAGGUGGGGGUGGGCUGCUGGCCAUGAAUCUCUGCCUCUCCCAGGCUGUCCCCCUCCUCCCAGGGCCUCCUGGGGGACCUUUGUAUUAAGCCAAUUAAAAACAUGAAUUUAAAAAAAAAAAAAAAUUCCAGCCCCUCCCACUGCCUUGCCUCUUGAGGGAAGAGAAAGGCAGGCAGCAGCUUGGAUGAAGAGGGAAGACCCCUCACACAGCCUCUCCUGGGCUCACAGGAGGGCGGAGCCCGGGGAGCCAGUUCCUGAAACAUGCCCCCCAUUCCCCCCCCGCCCACCCCCCACUCCCCGCUUUCCUGACCAGUUCAACUGAGCAGAUGACUGGUCAGAAAAAAAUGCCCCGCCCCCUGCCAGGCUUCAGCGGGGCAAGUUUAAAGUCUCUAGUCCAGGAAUGGAGGUGGGGGUAUGGGCACCUGGCAGUGCCCACAGCAAGCCUUGACUGUGUGGCCUGGAGAUGGGGCCUGAGCUUCAGGGUCACUGAGGCACCUCUGGGAUCCAGGCCACCUGGAGCCCCGGACCUCCCAGACUCCACUCACCCAUUCCCUCUCCCCGCACGGCACUCACACCAGGGGCGGCCUGGAGCCCGGAUCGCAGGGCGGGGCCAGGCCACUGCCUGCCUUCCUCCUCCCUCCCGGCUGGCCUGCCCCCUUGCCUGCCUGCAUGCAGGCUUCCAGCAGAGCCAGCUUCUUCAGAGCCAGGUGGAUCCUGUUUCGGUCCUGCCUAGGUGUGUGACCCUGGGCGAAUCUACCUCUCUCAGCUUCUGCUUCCCACUUUAUGAAAAUGGGACUGAUGUCACAGGGUUGUUAUGAGAUUAAAAGAUAUGAAGAACCGGG
Messenger RNA from Homo sapiens (human), 3077 nucleotides. It is a transcript of the gene STARD3, whose product is annotated as StAR related lipid transfer domain containing 3. The record is from RefSeq and is a predicted model, not a curated record. Gene Ontology annotation, cellular component: mitochondrion; endosome; late endosome. Gene Ontology annotation, biological process: steroid metabolic process. NCBI's taxonomy places the organism in Eukaryota, Metazoa, Chordata, Mammalia, Primates, Hominidae. Bases 424 to 1929 code for a protein of 501 amino acids. Gene Ontology annotation, molecular function: lipid binding; cholesterol binding; cholesterol transfer activity. The transcript has 15 exons.